GCAAUCGAUUAGUAAAACAGUGUCGGGAUCAGUUUCAGUUAGUCUUCGAAAAGCAUCGGUUGACAAACAUCAUUAAUAAGAAAGCUGAGAACCUUCUCCUCUCUCACAAAUCGCAUUGAAAAGUCGAGAGAAAAAAAAGUCGAAGAAUUAAUCAAACUAAGAAUACAAAAAGUACAUUGCGAAGAAAACCAAUUCAAUUCGAAUUUGUUUACCGACCGCUUUUAAUUUUUCUUUUCGCUUCAAAUUCUUAUCGUUGAUUGAUUUGCAAUUUAGUUCAGUGCGAAUUUAAGUAUUUCGACUGUUUUUUUCUAUAUAUUUUUUUGUCCAAUUGUGUUCCGCAAAAUCGAUUUUCUUAGUGCGCGUAAUUCAUUUAUUUGAAUCGAGUUUUAUUUUUCAUUUCGUUGCAAAAAAUAAGAGACAUUUGAAGUAAAAUGGCUGAGGAAGGAGGUUUCAACUUCGACGAUUUCGAAGAAUCAGCAGACGCUGCUGCAGCUGUUCCAGACGCACCAGAAGCAAUCGCAGACGAAGCUAUGGAAGAUUUUGAUGCCGAUGCCGAUGCCGAUCCCAGUGCUGCAGUAGCAAAAGCAGCUGAUGCUUUACCCGAAGCCGAAGUGCCACCACCUGAUGAGGACGGCCCAAAGAGACCAGUCCGAUGGUACAGACAUUGGGUUCGACCAAAAUUCUUACAAUAUAGAUACAUGUACGAUUAUCGAACCAACUAUUACAAUGAUGUCAUAGAAUAUUUAGAUAAGCGUGCAAAAGGUGUCAAUUGCGAAAUACCACGAGCACAAACCUGGGCUGAACGUGUUCUACGAACCCAUACAAAUCCAUCGGUCCUAGAUUACUACAAGAACCAAAAGAAAGAAGAUAAGCAUCUUAUUCAAACCAUUGCUGCCUCAAUCAAAACCCAUAACUAUCAUACCAAAGCCUACAUCAACCAAAGAUACGCGAGUGUUUUGUAAACGAAACCAAAAAAAAUCCGAAGCGCGAUCGUGUCGAGCCAAAAUGUCAUUCGAGCGCCUCAUCAGCACACACCAACUCAAACAUACACACACACUCUCUCUCUUUUUAUUUUCUCACUCUCUUCACAGAGUGAACAUACAAAAAAUAUAUUGAUAUAUUAUGUAAUUCACAAUAUUCUCUUUAAUCUUGACCAUUACUCUUUUUUUAUUUCAAAGCCAACGUAUAUCGGUUAUUUUUCUUUCUUUUUUUUUCUUUUUUAUUGAAUGUAAUUCAUAUUAAUUUUGUUUCG
Molecule: messenger RNA, 1252 nt
Organism: Contarinia nasturtii (swede midge)
Lineage: Eukaryota; Metazoa; Arthropoda; Insecta; Diptera; Cecidomyiidae
Product: flightin
Exons: 5
Coding region: 432-962 (176 amino acids)
Source: RefSeq, a predicted model, not a curated record